This is a messenger RNA of Arabidopsis arenosa, 1666 nucleotides long. NCBI's taxonomy places the organism in Eukaryota, Viridiplantae, Streptophyta, Magnoliopsida, Brassicales, Brassicaceae. The record is from the annotation of a GenBank genome assembly.
UUGUAUAAGAUUUGAUUAUAUUCGUAGUAACAGGCAAUAUUGGUAAGAUUUGAUCAACUCGCAAGCAAAAGAGAUGGCCCAAAAGGUGGAAGCAAGGGGUGGUGAGAUAGGGGAUGUAUGGGAUGAUGGUGCUUACGACGGUGUUAGAAAAGUAUACGUAGGGCAAGGUGAAGAUGGUAUCGCCUUCGUCAAGUUUGAGUAUGUCAAUGGUUCUCAAGUGGUUGUUGGAGAUGAACGAGGGAAGAAGACUUUGCUAGGAGCUGAGGAGUUUGAGGUUGAUGCGGAUGACUACAUCGUAUACGUGGAAGGUUAUCAUGAGAAAGUUUUUGGGGUCUCAACAAAAGAGAUCAUUUCAACUCUUACGUUCAAGACUUAUAAAGGCAAAACUUCUCCGCCGUUUGGAAUCGUCUCCGGGACCAAGUUUGUCCUCCAAGGUGGCAAAAUCGUUGGGUUUCACGGACGUUCCACUGAUGUUUUGCACUCACUUGGAGCCUAUAUUUCUUCGCCGUCCACUCCGAAAUUGCGUGGAAAGUGGAUAAAGGUGGAGCAAAAAGGAGAGGGUCCAGGGCCAAGAUGCUCACAUGACAUAGCACAAGUAGGAAACAAGAUUUACUCCUUUGGUGGUGAGCUGACACCAAAUCAGCCCAUCGACAAACACCUUUAUGUCUUCGACCUCGAGACCCGGACUUGGUCCAUUUCUCCAGCCACCGGAGACGUUCCAAACCUCUCUUGCUUAGGCGUCCGUAUGGUGUCAAUUGGAUCAAACCUCUAUGUCUUUGGAGGCCGAGACGCUUCACGCAAAUACAACGGCUUCUACUCGUUUGAUACGAUCAAGAACGAGUGGAAACUGCUAACUCCGGUCGAACAAGGGCCCACUCCUCGUAGCUUCCACUCGAUGACAGCGGAUGAGAACAACGUUUACGUUUUCGGUGGAGUGAGUGCUACGGUUCGGCUCAAGACACUAGACGCUUACAACAUCGUUGAUCACAAGUGGGUGCAGUGUUCGACCCCGGGAGGUUCCUUUAGCAUAAGAGGAGGAGCCGGGCUCGAAGUGGUACAAGGGAAGGUAUGGGUUGUGUAUGGAUUCAACGGAUGUGAAGUAGAUGAUGUACAUUGCUACGAUCCUGUUCAAGACAAGUGGACACAAGUGGAAACGUUCGGUGAGAAGCCGUGUGCGAGAAGUGUGUUUGCUAGUGCGGUUGUUGGGAAACAUAUUUUGAUAUUUGGAGGUGAGAUAGCGAUGGACCCACAAGCUCACGUAGGUCCGGGUCAAUUGAGUGGUGGAACUUUUGCGUUGGAUACAGAGACGUUGAAGUGGGAGAAGCUGGAUAAGUUUGGUGAAGAGGAAGAGACUCCGAGUAUCAGAGGAUGGUCUGCGUCCACGACUGGGACCAUUGAUGGUAAGAAAGGACUGGUGAUGCUUGGUGGGAAAGCUCAAACUAAUGAUCGGUUUGGUGAUCUCUUCUUUUAUGGAGUUGACUCUGCAUAGACGCUGUUCGUUGAUGAUGCGUGUUUGUCAAUAUGUGUGUGUGUGAUGCAAUAAGGGAGGGUCGUGAAUAGUGUGAUACCAUAUGAUCCUUCAACAGCUUGUCCGUUUUUUUUUUUUUUUUUUUUCUGUACGUUUGUUUAUGUUUCGUGUGUUUAUCAAUAAAUUGCUUAUUUUCUC